Coregonus sp. 'balchen' is the source of this 10663-nucleotide messenger RNA. The record is from the annotation of a GenBank genome assembly. Lineage: Eukaryota; Metazoa; Chordata; Actinopteri; Salmoniformes; Salmonidae.
AUGGCAGCUGUCAGGACAUGGGGUUUCUCUCAGCCUGCUGCGGAGAGAAUACGGUCCCUGAUUACCGCUGGACGACAUGCUACGGACGCUGUAGAGGACGCCAUUGCAGGUUGGCAUGAGUUGGCAUGGGUGACCCACCGACUACAGUUAAGCAAAGCAGCAUCUCUAUUUAUUAUUAUUAUCUUUUAACAUUUUAGUCAUUUAUCAGACACUCUUAUCCUGAGCGACUUACAGUUAGUGCAUUCAACUUAAGAUAGCUAGGUGGGACAACCACAUAUCACAGUCAUAGUAAGUACAUUUUUCCUCAACAAAGUAGCUAUCAGCAAAGUCAGAGGUAGUAAGAGGGAAAAGAGUCAAGUGUGAGUGUUAGUUCAUGAAAGGGGGGGGGGGGGGGGGGGGGGGGGGGGGGGGGGUUGUGGGAUUAUUUAAGAUACUCUUUGAAGAGGUAGGGUUUCAGAUGUUUUUGGAAGAUGGGCAGGGACUCUGAUGUUCUAGCUUCAGGGGGAAGCUGGUUCCACUAUUGGGGUGCCUGGACAGAGAAGAGCUUGGACUGGGCUGAGCGGGAGCUGGGGUGGGAGGGCCAAGAGACCAGAGGUGGUAGAACGCAGUACUCUGGUUUGGGUGUAGGGUUUGAGCAGAGCCUGAAGGUAGGGAGGCGCAGUUCUUCUUGCUGCUCCGUAGGCAAGUGCCAUGGUCUUGUAGUGGAUGCGAACUUCGACUGGAGCCAGUGCGGAGGAUUGAGGUGACAUGGGAGAAUUUGGGAAGGUUGAACACCAGGCGGGCUGCAGCAUUCUGGAUAAUUUGCAGGGGUUUGAUGGCACAAGUGGGGAGCCCAGCCAACAGCGAGUUGCAGUAGUCCAGACGGAAGUUGACAAGUGCCUGGAUUUGGACCUGCGCCGCUUCCAGGGUGAGGUAGUGUCGUACUCUACGGGUGUUGUAGAACAGGAACCUGCAGGAGCGAGUCACUGCUUUUAUGUUUGCAGAGAGCGACAGAGUGUUGUCCAGGGUCACGCCAAGGUUAUUUGCACUCUGGGAGGGGGACACUGUGGAGUUAUCAACCGUGAUGGAGAGGUCUUGGAGCAGGCGGGCCUUCUUCGGGAGGAAGAGCAGCUCCGUCUUGUCGAGGUUGAGCUUGAGGUGGUGGGCCGACAUCCAAGCUCCAGAUAUCUACCAGGCACAUGAGAUGCAUGUCCCCACCUGGGUGUUAGAAGGGGGGAAGGAGAAAAGUAGUUGAGUUGUCAUCCCCAUAGCAAUGAUAGGAGAGACCAUGUGAGGAUAUGACAGAGCCAGUGACUUGGUGUAUAGAGAGAAGAGGAGAGGGCCUAGAACUGAGCCCUGGGGGACACCAGUCAUGAGAGUAUGUGGUGCAGAGACAGAUCCUCUCCACGUCAUCUGGUAGGAGAGGCCUGCCAGGUAGGAUGCAAUCCUAAACUGUGCAGAGCCUGAGACACCCAGCCCUGAGAGGGUGGAGAGAAGGAUCUGAUGGUUCAUGGUGUCGAAGGCAGCGGAUAGAUCUAGGAGGAUGAGAACAGAGGAGAGAGAGUCAGCUUUGGCAGUGCAGAGAGCCUCUGUGACACAAAGAGCAGUCUCAGUUGAGUGACCCGUCUUGAAGCCUGACUGGUUAGGGUCAAGAAGAUAAUUCUGAGAGAGAUAGCGAGAGAGUUGGUCAGAGACAGCACGCUCAAGUGCUUUGUAAAGAAAAUAAAGAAGGGAGUUUUUGUAGUUUUUGACAUCAGCAGGGUCGAGUGUUGGUUUCUUGAGAAGGGGAGCGACUCGGGCCAUUUUGAAGUCAGAGGGGAUGCAGCCAGUGGUCAGGGAUGAGUUGAUGAGGGAAGUGAGGAAUGGGAGAAGGUCUCCAGAGAUGGUCUGGAAAGGGAGGAGGGGAUGGGGUCGAGCGGGCAGGUUGUUGAGCGGCCGGACCUCACUAGUUGCAGCAUUUCAUGUGGAGAGAGAGGGGAGAAAGAGGUCAAGGCGUAGGGUAGUUCUGUGUGAGUGGGACCAGUGGAUUCAAUAGGCUGAAUGAAUGAGGAGUGGAUGUCGUCAACCUUCUUUUCAAAGUGGUUGACAAAGUAAUCUGUAGAGAGGGAGAAGAGAGGGGUGGAGGAUUAAGGAGGGAGGAGAAGAUGGAAAAUAUUUUCCUAGGGAGGCAGAAGCUUGAAAUGUAGAGUGAUAGAGAGUGGCUUUAGCAGCAGAUACAGAGGAAGAUAAGGUAGAGAGGAGGGAGUGAAAGGAUGAUAGGUCCUCCGGAAGUUUAGCUCUCCCUUAUUUUCACUCAGCCGCCCGCAGCCCUGCUCUGUAAGCUCGCAAUAAGUCACUCAGCCACAGAGCAGAAGGGGAGGAUGGAGCCGGCCAGGAAGAAAGUGGACAGUGCGAGUCAUAGGAUGCGGAAAGGGAGGAUAGUAGGGUUGAAGAGGCAGAAUCAGGAGACAGGAGGGAGAAGGAUUUAGAAGAAGGAAGAGAUGAUAGGAUAGAAGAGGAGAGAGUAGCGGGAGAGAGAGAGCGAAGAUUGCGACGGCGCAUGACUAUCUGGGUAGGGGCAAACAGCCUCUAAUAAAGAUGAGGUCAAGCAUAUUGCCUGCCUUGUGAGUGUGAGGGGACUGGGAAAGGGUGAGGUCAAAAGAGGCAAGGAAGGGAAGAAAGAGUUGGAAAUAAAUUAAUCAAAGUCGGACGUCGGGAGGUUGAAGUCACCCAGUACGAAUAGCGGUGAGCCAUCGUCAGGAAAUUAGCUUAUCAAGGUGUCAAACUCAUUGAGGAACUCUCUAUGGUGGGCGAUAGAUUAAAACAAUGUUAAGCUUGACUGGACAAGUGACAGUGACAGCAUGGAAUUCAAAUGAGGAGAUGGACAGGUGAGUGAGGGAGAAAAUAGAAAAUCUCCACUUCGGAGAAAUGAGCAGCCCUGUGCCACCACCGCAAAGACCAGGUGCUCUCGGACUAUGAGAAAAAAAGGUUGUCAGAUAAAGACAGAGCAGUUGGAGUAGCAGCGUUCUCUGGGGUGAUACAUGUCUCUGUCAGGGCCAGAAAGUCUAAGGACUGAAGGGCAGCAUAGGCUGAGAUGAACUCAGCGUUCUUGACCGCAGAUCGGCAGUUCCAAGCGCUGCUGGUGUUGGCAGGGUACACUAAAGGGUUGCAGCCAAGUGGUGGGGAGCGCCUGUAAAGCCAACAGGGAGAGGGGUGAACUGGGAUAGAAAACACACAUAUAGUUGCCAAAGCUAAAAAAUAGCAAAAUGAGAUCAUCUGAAAAUAACUAAGUAAGAUACUAAAGUGAGAGAGUGGUGUGGAACUUUACUCUUUCCUUCCUCGAAUAACUCAGCAGAACCAUCUUUGUUUCGGCAACGGUCUUAGUUUUGAUAACAAGACCACCGCUGACACAAAACCACAACAGUCACAAAUUGCCCUGCCCCUUAAUCCUGAUGUGUCAACAAUCAUCUGCAAGUUAUGAGCAGUCAGCAGUGGUCUAAGGCACUGCAUCUCAGUGCUUGAGGCGUCACUACAGACCCCCUGGUUCGAUUCCAGGCUGUAUCACAACCGGCCGUGAUUGGGAGUCCCAUAGGGCGGCGCACAAUUGGCCCAGCGUCUUCCGGGUUUGGCCGGUGUAGGCCGUCAUUGUAAAUAAGAAUUUGUUCUUAACUGACUUGCCUAGUUAAAUAAAGGUCAAAUAGAUAAAUAAAUAAACACACCAAGUAGGCUACUGGGAAGACAGCCAGCAUUUUAAAGUAGAUGGUCCUAGCUAGCAAAAAGACAGUACUAGACAACAACAGAUUAAGUAAAAAAAUCUGGAGUACUCUAGCUAUAGAAUGAAGCAUUAUGAUACUCUUGUGUUUCUUCCAGAGGUUGAAGAUGACCCAGAGACUGGGCAUCACAUUGUGGAGAGGGGAGGAUUCCCUAACAGUGGGGGAGUGGUGGAGUGUGAUGCUGCCAUCAUGGAGGGCAUCGCCGGCAGGUUCGGGGCAAUCGCAGCACUACGAUGGUGAGAGAACCACCUGCUGAAACCACUGCCAUGGGAAAGAGAUGUCUGUGAAAAUAAAUACUCAUAGGGAAACCCAUUGAUAAAUGUACUGUCUGUACGGUAUAAAACUAUGAUUUCCAGGGUUGGACAGAAACCCCCACAGACUGCUGGUUGGGGAUGGAGCAGCAGCUUUCGCCAGGGAGCAAGGCUUUACUAUAGAGCCCAAUGACAACAUGCUGAGUGCACAGUCAGCCAAGGCUUACUAGGUACCAAUACUCCAUGGGGGAAAAUGGCAUGGAUAACUAUUUUAAAUAUAAAAGACAGAUAUUGGUAAACUAAAAUUUUAACUCAUAGUUGCAGGACUUUCUGGAACAGAAGCAAAGUGUCAGUGGACAUGACUGAAACUUGCUUUUUAAACAUUUGUAUUUAUCAUGUUUUCCUGCUCAUUGUAGAACAUUGAGUGACAGUAGAACACGUAGCUAUCAGAUGAGUUGGGUUGAAUGCGGAAGACACAUUUCAGUUGAAUGCAUUCAGUUGUACAACUGACUAAGUAUCCCCCUUUCCCUUUCCUUUAUUGUAACAUAACUGAAAACAACUGAUAAUGUAUGACUGAUACUUGUGCAGUAAAUUGUUUGGUCCUCUAGGGGGAGUCCUAAUCCAUAUAAUCAAAUUAGUCUGGGUUGUCUAUUACAUAAUUUAUUGGUCCUGUUCCGACAUCACCUGUUUUGAUCUGGAAUCUCCUUAUAAUAGUCUUGAUUCCCCCAUCUCCAAUAUGAAUGUUUCUCAUCUCGAUUAAAUAACUCCACUUUCCCUUUUUUCCAUAAUUUUGAUUACUGACCAUUCCUGCAAGGCAAGUUGGUACAAUACAUCUGUGGACCCAGGUCUAAAAGUGCAGGUUACAUAUUUAUUAGCACAUCUAACACCUUCUCAUCUUCCCUAUCUCAACAGGACUUAUAGUGAAAGUUAGACAACAUGGGGAACAUAACUGUUCGUGAGGAAAUUGGUGUCUUCUGUUUGUUUUAGUUUUUUGCUCUUUCUUCCUUAUUAUGCAAGGGUGUUUUCACAUAUAGUCCUCUUUAAAGGAACCGAUAUCAGUCCUCUUUAAAGUGAACUCUGGGGUAAAAAAAAAAGCUAAUGAACCCAGUUCUCUUUGUAUUCACACUGCCCUUGCCUUUGAAUGAGGACUCAACUAUUUUGCCAGUUCACUUCAACUACUUUGUGGACUGAGACCUCUUUGCCUUUGAAUGAGGACUCAACUCUUUUGCCAGUUCACUUCAACUACUUUGUGGACUGAGUCCUCUUUGCAUUCACAUUGCUAUGUUUAGAAAGGAACCAAGAUCUUUUUCCAACAUGCACUCUGGGUUAUUACAAAGUGCAGGACAAGCCAUUCAAUCAGAAUGUGUAAUCGGAGAGGUAGAUAUACCUACUUACAUUUUGGAAACUAAUAGAUUGCAUUUAGUUAAAAUAUGACACAUAAUAAUUGUAAUCAGAAGAUACUAUUAAUAUGUAGAUUUGUUUGGUAACAGAAUAAAUAGCAAUAGAAUAACUGCAGAAUAAAUAAUGCUGUAAUUGAAAAUUGCACACCCAAGGUAGGUUAGUGCCUCUUGAAGCUCUCUUAGCCUAUAGAUCACAUAUUGCAAACAAAUAAUCUGAACUAAAAACUCCACACAUUUUGGAAUUUCUGUGCGUCCUUGACAAUCGCUAAUCAAUAUACAAAAACAGCACACAUUUAUUUCUGCGAACCUGCACAUCGUCAUCUUCUCUCUUUUGUGGCACCAAUGUGAGGGUUUAUGGAAGGGGAAACGCUGUUGCAGUAGUCUAGUGUGUGGUGCGGGAAUAAUGACAAGCGAACCUGGGGAGCUUUGCGUUCACAUUGUCCUAAAAAAGGGAACCGGAUCACGGAAUUCAAGCGAACCGAACUCAGACCACCUCUGGAGAUUGUCUCAGUUCGCUUCGCUUCGGGGGCUCUUUUGAGUGGUCUGAGUUCCUUUGGAGUGUUCACUCUGCACAAAAAAUUAAGCGAACAGCAUUGAGUUCACAAAAAUUGGCUGAAAGGGACCAAGUGUGAAAACCAGUGGAGGCUGUUGAGGGGAGGACGACUCAUAAUAAUGGCUGGAACGGAGUUAAUGGAAUGCCAUUCCACUCAUUCCGCUCCAGCCAUUACCACGAGCCCAUCCUCCCCAAUUAAGGUGCUAUGAACCUCCUGUGGUGAAAACACCCUAAAAGACAUUCAUUGACUAUUAAUUUUCCAAAUCUAGAGAUACUUCCACAGUAGCUACAGUAUGAGGUCAGGUUGUAAUAUUAUCAUUCAGCUGAUUUGCUCAUGUCCUAUUUUUCAGGAGUUUUUACUUCAGGUGCCCCCUUAAAAUCACCAGGGAGGGUGGGAGACUCGCCCCUGUCGGGCUGUGGCCUAUACACUGAACACAUGGCAAGUUUACAGCUACCAAAAUGAACUCAGUCAAAGAACUGCACACACUGAUGAACUUUUUCCCCUCAGUGUUUUAGUAGUCUUUUCUGGAUAGUUGUGUUAUGUGACAUACUACAUAAUUAAUUCAUGUUACUGCAUGUUUGUUGAUCCUACAAAGACUGAAUGAAGGUUUAUGUAACGUUUGAAUACAUUAUUGUAAUGUUAAUGUAAACAGUCUAUUUAAACCAGUACAAUAUUCAAUGGACAAGUGGGGCAAGUAAAGUGAAUGUAGAAUUGUUGGGGACACACACACACACACACAUUUUUUGGCCUUAUUCCAAAAACCUAGAAACAGUCUCUCUUUGACCUGGAUACUAUCGCCUGGGAGUGGAGGAAAUAAUCUUUACACUUUUUUUAUUUAUUUUUUUACACACCCAUGUCUCUGUACCAGUACGCUUGAGGGAAUCUUAUUCAUAGACAAUUCACCACACACCACAGUUUAGCAUCUUAUGAUCAAUAAGAAAACACUAGAGCAAAGGAAACGAAUGUUGAAUUGAAAGAGAUGUGAAUAUUAAAACAGACUUGUUGUUUUUCAGGUGGGGGCCACUGAAGGUACAGUAUGUGAACUAUAUAUAUAUUUUUUGUUGUUGUUGCAUGCUCAAAUAUGCUUGACAUUAUACUUUCAUAAGGAUUCUUCUCUUAUCAGCCACAGGUAAUGGUGAUCAAAUAAUGUGUCAUUGCCAAAGCUUUUAUGCAGUUCAACUGAUGAAACAGGCAGUGUUAUCAGAUUAUCAAGCCAUAAAUCAUUUUACGUUGUCAACCUUAUACUGAGUCAGGUGUAGGUUUGAUGUGCCCUGUGGUUAAGAUGUUUGAGCAGCCACACUGUCCCUUGAAAUCUAUCCAGCUAUAAUUCACACAGCAUUAGCCUGCCUGGAACUUGACCUCCCCCUUACCUCAAUUGACUCCCUGUCUCUCCCUCAGGAGUCAUCAUCCAACGAGGCCUGUCACGCUGUCCUGGAUGACAUCAUCAGGAGGACUGCCCCAGACAGGUGCUUUGAGAUUGGACUCAUCGCCCUGAACGCGAUGGUGUCUUUUCUACUCUUAUAUUAUAGAAAUUGAGUGGUCAUUGCUAUAUACAGUGCAGUCAGGAAGUAUUCAGACCCCUUAACUUUUUCCACAUUUUGUUACGUUGCAGCCUAAUUCUAAAAUGGAUGAAAUCGUUUUUUUCCAUCAUCAAUCUACACACAAUACCCCAUAAUGACAAAGCAAAAACUGAUUUUUUGACAUUUUUGCAAAUGUAUUAAAACUUAAAAAUGGAAAUAUCACAUUUAUAUAAGUAUUCAGACCCUUUACUCAGUACUUUGUUGAAGGACCUUUGGCAGCGAUUAUAGCCUCGAGUCUUCUUGGGUAUGACGCUACAAGUUUGGCACACCUGUAUUUGGGGAGUUUCUACCAUUCUUCUCUGCAGAUCCUCUCAAGCUCUGUCAGGUUGAAUGGGGAGCGUCGCUGCACAGCUAUUUUCAGGUCUCUCCAGAAAUGUUCGAUCAGGUUCAAGUCCGGGCUCUGGCUGGGCCACUCAAGGACAUUCAGAGACUUGUCAUGAAGCCACUCCUGCGUUGUCCUGGCUGUGUGCUUAGGGUCGUUGUCCUGUUGGAAGGUGAACCUUCGCCCCAGUCUGAGGUCCUGAGCGCUCUGGAGCAGGUUUUCAUCAAGGAUCUCUCUGUACUUUGCUCCGUUCAUCUUUCCCUCAAUCCUGACUAGUCUCCCAGUCCCUGCCGCUGAAAAACAUCCCCACAGCAUGAUGCUGCCACCACCAUGCUUCACCGUAGGGAUGGUGCCAGGUUUACUCCAGACGUGAUGCUUGGCAUUCAGGCCAAAGAGUUCAAUCUUGGUUUCAUCAGACCAGAGAAUCUUGUUUCUCAAGAUCUGAGAGUCCUUUAGGUGCCUUUUGGCAAACUCCAAGCGGGCUGUCAUGUGCCUUUUACUGAGGAGUGGCUUCCGUGUGGCCACUCUACCAUAAAGGCCUGAUUGGUGGAGUGCUGCAGAGAUGGUUGUCCUUCUGGAAGGUUCUCCCAUCUCCACAGAGGAACUCUGGAGCUCUGUCAGAGUGUCCAUCGGUUUCUUGGUCACCUCCCUGACCAAGGACCUUCUUCCCCGAUUGCUCAGUUUGGCUGGGCGGACAGCUCUAGGAAGUGUCUUGGUGGUUCCAAACUUCUUCCAUUUAAGAAUUAUGGAAGCCACUGUGUUCUUGGGGAUCUUCAAUGCUGCAGACAUUUUUUGGUAUGCUUCCCCCGAUCUGUGCCUCGACACAAUCCUGUCUCGGAGCUCUAGGGACAAUUCCUUUGACAUGCACUUCUUCUUCUUCUUCUUCUUCUUCUUCUUCUUCUUCUUCUUCUUCUUCUUCUCAGAGGUUUAUUGGCAGACUACAAUCAUAAGGUGUAUUGCCGCCACCUACUGUACAGGACAGUAAAAAUGUUUUGGGGAUGAACAAAUCAUGCUAAUUACCUAAAAGUAAAUAAACAUGAACCAAAUUUACGCUACUAUCCUGAAUUUAAAACAAAAUCGGUACUAUUCAGAUCCCUACACAGGCUCAGGAAUCUCGGAGGGGGGAACCGCUUCAUUCAGCACUCAUUUCGUCUGUUGAGUCCUGGAGAUCCAGAAAUCUAUUUGCCGCCUUCACAAUGAUGUCUAGCUUCUUAGAUUUUUUAUUAUUUUGACUAGUCCAAUUUAUCACUUGCGCUAUAAACACAACAAAGUCCACCUUCUUCACUAUUAGUAUGUUCGGGAUCCUUCUCCUGCAUGGCAUUCACUACAGACUGUGGGACAUCCACUACCAUCUCCUCUCUACUUACUCCUUCAGUUAUUUUCACUACCUCCACAUAGGAGACCUGCUGGAUGGCCCUGAUCCUAGCCACUGCGAUCUCCUUCAUCCGUACAGGGCACUCCGGGAACGUGAUUCCAAUCACAAUUACAACAACAUGCUUCAUCUGACACUUCAACAACUAUAAAUGUAUUUCUUCGACAAACACUUGACACGUGUCAAAACUUAACAAUUGUAACACUGCAACGGCUUCUUUACAUACGGUCUCACCGCAUAUCUCACAUACCCAAGUUUUGCAUAAGUUGGGAGAACCACUUCACCAAACGACAGUAAAACCGAUAGGCUUUGCUCCUUCCUUCCGUCUAUCAUUUGAUUCAAUCGACGUGCGUCUACCACUCCUGGAAUGUUAUCCCUAAACCACACAGCCUCUAUGUCCAAUAAAACACCAUUACUCUGAAAAUCAUAGCUUUCCACAUCAUACGUCGAGAUCUUGUUGAGCCACAGAGCUAUUUCCCUUUGCACUGUUGACACACACAAAAUCAGCAUCAUACUGCUCCUGGUCACUCAAACCGAUUCCACUUUACCCAAUUUGUCCUUCACCAUCUUUGAGACCGCAAACGGGUCACCCAAAAAAACAUCCUUGCUCGUGGAUCGCACUCCAACCAUAAACUGCUGUUCAUUUCCAACUUUAGUCCUUUUCACGCCACUCUUCUUCACCAUCGUCCACUCAUUCUCACCAACUGUAAUCGCGCCAAGAGAAUCACACAAUACUUCCGCUUCCGCCGUUGCUCCUCCAGCCAUCCCCCGGACUCCCUCACUCUUUGCUGUAAAAGAUGCAAGAGUUUGUGUUCUCGAAGUAGCACCCAUAUUGUUCUCAUUCCAGCACAGCUGUUGCUUCACCAACUUUUUCUCCAUUUCAUCCACACUCCUCGCUGCCAUUUCCCUUCCUGACCAUGUCCUGACAUGCACUGUCAACUGUGGGACCUUAUGUAGACACGUGUGUGCCUUUCCAAAUCAUGUCCAAUCAAUUGAAUUUACCACAGGUGGACUCCAAUCAAGUUGUAGAAACGUCUCAAGGAUGAUCAAUGGAAAAAGGAUGCACCUGAGCUCAAUUUCGAGUCUCAUAGCAAAGGGUCUGAAUACUUAUGUAAAUAAGGUAUUUCUGUUUUGUCAUUAUGAGGUAUUGUGUGUAGAUUGAUGAGGGAAAAUGUUAAUUUAAUCAAUUUUAUAAUAAGGCUGUAACGUAACAAAAUGUGGAAAAGUCAAGGGGUCUGAAUACUUUCCGAAUGCACUAAGAGCUUUACAUUAAGUGGCAAACAAGCCAGCUUGGGUCUUUCUGUCUCCUCGACUCCCUAACACUAGAUUGAAACCUGUCCUCUGUCCUUUCAGUGGAGUUUCCCUAAACAUUCUGGAACCAGGGGAAUUAUUCUUUGGAAACAAGUACUCAGCUUCCACAUUCCACAGUAACAGAGGGCACAGAAAAAUGUGA